AUGGACCAGCUCAUCCCGAUCAUCAACAAGCUCCAGGACGUCUUCUCGGCGAUCGGGCAGUCGCCCAUCAACCUGCCGCAGAUCGUCGUCGUCGGCAGCCAGUCGAGCGGCAAGAGCUCUGUGCUCGAGAACAUCGUCGGGAAGGACUUCCUACCCCGCGGGUCGGGCAUUGUGACCCGGCGCCCGCUCGUGCUGCAGCUCUACAACAUUCCGGCGGGCGACGACAAGGAGAAGGAGGAGUGGGGCGAGUUCAACCACCUCCCGAACCAGAAGAUUUACGACUUUGCCAAGCUGCGCGAAGAAAUCGACAAGGAGACCGACCGCAUGACGGGCAAGAACAAGGGCAUCUCCAACAAGCCCAUUACGCUCAAGAUCUUCUCGCCAUAUGUGCUCAACUUGACGCUGGUCGACUUGCCCGGCAUCACCAAGGUGCCUGUCGGCGACCAGCCCGCCAACAUUGAAGAGCAGAUCCGGGACAUGUGCACCGAGUUCAUCUCGAACCCCAACUCGAUCAUUCUGGCCGUGACGGCGGCCAACACGGACUUGGCCAACAGCGACUCGCUCAAGAUGGCGCGGGCGAUCGACCCGGACGGGCUCCGCACGAUCGGCGUCCUCACCAAGCUCGACUUGAUGGACAACGGCACGGACGCGAUGGAGAUGCUGCAAGGCCGCGUCAUUCCGCUCAAGAAAGGAUAUGUGGGCGUCGUGAACCGCAGCCAGGCCGACAUCAACAACAACGUGGGCAUUCGCGACAGCGUCGCCAAGGAGACGGUCUUCUUCAAGAACCAUGCGUCGUACCGCGCGAUCGCGAGCCGCAUGGGCACGCAGUUCCUCUCCAAGUCGCUCAACACGAUCCUCAUGCACCACAUCCGCGACUGCCUGCCAGAGAUCAAGUCGCGCAUCUCGGCGAUGCUGUCCGAGCUCGACCUGGAGAUGGACGGCAUGGGCAACCCGACCGAAAGCAUGAGCAAGACGGCGCUCGGCGCGACGCUCCUCCAGCUCAUCUCGCACUUUUCAUCGUCGUUCAUCAACUCGCUCGACGGCCGCCACACGCAGGCGAACGACAUGGCCGAGCUCUACGGCGGCGCGCGCAUCUCGUACAUCUUUAACGAAGUGUUUUCCAAGAGCCUCCAGGCGGUCGACCCGUUCGACCAGCUCAGCGACGCCGACAUCCGCACGACGAUCCGCAACGCCAACGGCCCGCGCCAGUCGCUCUUUGUGCCCGAGAUUUCGUUCGAGCUCCUCGCCAAGCGCCAGAUUGCGCGCCUCGAGGCGCCCGGUCUCCAGUGCGUCGACCUCGUCUUUGACGAGCUCCAACGCGUCACGUCGCAGUGCGAGACGGUCGAGCUCACGCGCUUUGCCGACUUGCGUGACCGCGUCGUCGAGGUUGUGAACGGCCUCCUCCGCGGCUGCUUGAGCCCGACGCAGACGAUGAUCUCGAACCUCAUCAAGACGGAGCUCUCGUACAUCAACACAAACCAUCCCGACUUUAUCGGCGGGUCGCGGGCCGUUGCGCAACUCAUGGACAAGCUGCAGCAAGAUGGUGCGUCGCCGCCGCCCCAGGCCGAAGGCAAGCGCCUCUCGAACGCGACGCGCCCACCCCCGGCCGCGCCGCAGGCCGAAGAGAAGGAGAACUCGGGACUGCUCUCGUUCUUCAACGGCAAGAAGAGCCAGGACGCGCGGUCGUCGCCCGCCUCGAGCAACGGCGGUGUCGUCAAGCUGCCCCAAGUGCCCACGACGAUGCGCCAGGCCGAGGUCCCGACCGACCGCGAGCGCAUUGAGACCGAGAUCAUCAAGUCGCUCCUCGCCUCGUACUUUGACAUAGUGCGCAAGAAUUUCCUUGACCUCGUGCCCAAGAUCAUCAUGUGCUUCAUGGUCAACUUUGCGAAGGACCAGGUGCAGAACCAGCUCGUCUCGAGCCUCUACAAGGAGGAGCGCCUCGUCGAGCUCCUCCGCGAGUCCGGCGACAUUGCCUCGCGCCGCUCCAACUGCUACGAGAUGCGCACGCUUCUCUCCAAGGCGCUCGAGAUCGUCAACGAAGUGCGCGACUUCAACACGUUCAAGUAG
Messenger RNA from Saprolegnia diclina VS20, 2067 nucleotides. RefSeq lists its product as hypothetical. Bases 1 to 2067 code for a protein of 688 amino acids. Gene Ontology annotation, cellular component: cytoplasm; microtubule; membrane. The record is from RefSeq and is a predicted model, not a curated record. The transcript is spliced from 3 exons. NCBI's taxonomy places the organism in Eukaryota, Oomycota, Saprolegniomycetes, Saprolegniales, Saprolegniaceae. Gene Ontology annotation, molecular function: microtubule binding; GTPase activity; GTP binding.